ACUCUUAGAUUAGGAUUAGAUUAGGCGGGUGUAGCUGAUUUGCUAUCUGACAGAGGAGGAACCUGACCCGAGUGACCACAUCCUGAACUCUGACCCCUGUCAGAGUCUGCUCAUUGUCACACACCAACAUGUCGUUGAGUGGUGGAUCUCUGAGGGGACUCAGCGUUCCCUGGAGGAACAACAGCCUCAUGUUUGGAGGAGGACAAGACCCUCCACUGUCUGACCACGGAGAAACCGUCAUCGGUGUUUACCUGCUGCUGCUGGGUUGGCUCUCGUGGUUUGGAAACAGCGUGGUUCUCUUCGUGCUCUGCAGACAGAAGGGGGCGCUUCAGCCCACAGACUAUCUGACCUUUAACCUUGCUGUGUCUGAUGCCAGUGUCUCAGUGUUUGGUUACUCCAGAGGAAUCAUUGAGAUCUUUAACAUCUUCCAGGACAGUGGUUUCAUGAUCAAGUCCAUCUGGACCUGCCAGGUGGACGGUUUCUUCACUCUGGUGUUUGGACUGAGCAGCAUCAACACUCUGACAGUGAUUAGCAUCACACGCUACAUUAAAGGAUGUCACCAGAGCAAAGCUCGUCACAUCAGCAGAUUCUCUGUCUCACUGUGUCUCGUCUUGAUCUGGACCUCAGCUGGAUUCUGGUCUGCAGCUCCACUUCUUGGCUGGGGAAGCUUCACAGAUCGUGGUUAUGGGACAUGUGAGAUUGACUGGACCAAAGCUUCGUCCUCCAGUGUCCACCGCUCUUAUAUUGUCUCCGUCUUGGUCUCAUGUUUCUUUGUCCCGGUACUCAUCAUGUUCUUCUGCUACGUGUCAAUCAUCAACACGGUGAAGCGAGGCCACGCCCUCUCGGCAGAGGGCGUGGCCUCGCUUCAUCUGAGUGACCGUCAGAGGAAGAUGGAGCGAGACGUCACCAUUGUGUCCAUCGUCAUCUGUACGGCCUUCAUCUUGGCCUGGUCUCCGUACGCCGUGGUGUCCAUGUGGUCUUCAUGUGGUUUUCAUGUCCCAAACCUGACCAGUGUCUUCACGCGUCUCUUUGCUAAGUCGGCCAGUUUUUAUAACCCGCUCAUCUACUUUGGUCUGAGCUCCAGGUUUCGAAAAGACGUGCUUGUGCUGUUGCCGUGUGAACGCAGAGUCAAAAACUCUGUCAGGCUGAAGCGCAUUAAUACCCAAGGUGGCCUCGUCACAGGAGGUGGAGCCAGACUCAAAGUUCCUCUAAACCAAUCAGAGAGUAAGCAUUCAUCAGAGGACCGGCCCAAGCCGCCUCCCACCUCAGACGGAACAGUUCAAACUCCACCCUUCACACCGCCGCAGGUUUUCUUCAUGGACGUGCCGCAAGCGUCCGAGCUUCUCUCUGAAUAUGAAUGUGAGAGACUGUGACGAGCCGCAGGGGGCGCUGCAGUCACAGUAACAGUUCAUAAAAGUAAAAGUCUGUUAGUUUGUUACAUUAAGUUUGUAAACAAAUCAAAAUCAAAUCAAUGCAAUAUCAGAAAAAUAAAU
Solea senegalensis (Senegalese sole) is the source of this 1493-nucleotide messenger RNA. Its product is annotated as opsin-5-like. Gene Ontology annotation, biological process: G protein-coupled receptor signaling pathway. Gene Ontology annotation, molecular function: G protein-coupled receptor activity. Bases 129 to 1373 code for a protein of 414 amino acids. Lineage: Eukaryota; Metazoa; Chordata; Actinopteri; Pleuronectiformes; Soleidae. The transcript is spliced from 6 exons. The record is from RefSeq and is a predicted model, not a curated record. Gene Ontology annotation, cellular component: membrane.